Pleuronectes platessa (European plaice) is the source of this 2253-nucleotide messenger RNA. Its product is annotated as tumor protein 63-like. Gene Ontology annotation, molecular function: DNA-binding transcription factor activity, RNA polymerase II-specific; RNA polymerase II cis-regulatory region sequence-specific DNA binding. Bases 751 to 1053 code for a protein of 100 amino acids. Lineage: Eukaryota; Metazoa; Chordata; Actinopteri; Pleuronectiformes; Pleuronectidae. Gene Ontology annotation, cellular component: nucleus. Gene Ontology annotation, biological process: apoptotic process; regulation of transcription by RNA polymerase II. The record is from RefSeq and is a predicted model, not a curated record. The transcript is spliced from 2 exons.
UUGAGCCCACUCAUGCUACAAAACCUACUGGCUAAAUAUUAAAAUGACCCAGCUUCAGUUAGCAGCAAUAUGGUUAAUCAUGUGGGGAGAAAAUGCCAUUAUGAAAUAAAAACACCCCUCAAAGGGACAUUUUGAAAGUUUUUAUAAUUGAUCAAAAAUAAUCUCUGGAGCAAUGAAAAAAACAUUGUGUAAUUUAUAAUAACUGAUUUUCCUUUAUACUUUUAUUUCAUAAUGUCUCACAUGUUUAUUUAAUUAUUGAAUGAAUUGUGUGCAUUUAAUGUUUUUUCAUUAUGAGCUAAAGUCAAUGAAUCGAAUAAGAAUAUAGGCCAAGAAUGUAUUUAAUUGUUAAUGUGCCUCAACUGAAAUUAAAAUACAUGCAGGAAGUCUGAAUUAUGUCUUGAGGGCUUUCUUCAUGCUCUUAUCUUUAAGAUAAGAUUUGCUUUGCACACAAAGUCUCUAUUUUUUCCCCACAAUUGUUGCACAUGUCACAUUGACCCACUGACUAUGAAACUCGUUAUUAAAUACAGACUUGGUGUGCAAAGACCUUUUAUAAACAUUUGUUUUAUUUGCCCGUUCUUACAAUUCAAGUGCAGAUAUCUGGUGUCACUAUGGGCUGUAAAGUAACUUGCAUAUAUAUCUAAACAGCUCUCUUCCUCUCACAGCUUCCUUAUACGGCUGGGCUGCGCAGGCUGCUUGGACUACUUCACAGCACAAGGCCUAACCAACAUCUACCAGAUUGAGAACUAUAACAUGGAGGACCUGUCCAGGAUGAAGAUCCCUGUGGAGUUCCAGCACAUCAUCUGGAAGGGCAUCAUGGAGCACCGACAGGCCAUGGAUUUUUCCCCACCUCCCCACAUAGUGCGCACCACCAGCGGGGCCUCCUCCGUCAGCAUGGGCUCCUCCGAGGCCCGGGGCGAGCGCGUCAUUGACGCAGUGCGCUUCACCCUGCGCCAGACCAUCUCCUUCCCACCACGCGACGAGUGGUCUGACUUUUCCUUCGACCUGGAUUCUCGCCGCAACAAACAGCAGCGCAUCAAGGAGGAGGGCGAGUGAGGCGACCCGCGUCCUCUUCUCAAUUCCCCCCAAAUCUCACCUCGCGCCUGCUGUUGGAACAUUUCAUUUGAAAACCCUGGUAUCAGUGCAAAUACUGCUGAGAACAAAAUACAUAUUCACAUCGAGAUGCACUUAUUUUCAUUGUUGUUCUGGUUCUCGUAGUCGCAGAAAAGAAUGGUGUCGAGCAAAGACGCAUUUUAUUAUGUUCUGGUCUCUUGAGAGCACUUAGGAAAUGCUGAGGACUUCAAGAUGAUUGCUUUGAGCUUGUGUUAAGUGGCCGUGAUUCAUUCCCAUGUUAAAGCAUGACUGGAAACUAACGUUGCAUUAAAGGGCUUAUUAGGGCUUGUAUUUCUGCUAUGGGCCGUAGCAAAAGUGUAUUUUACUCUGUCAUACUUUUCAAGUUUUCACAUAUGGCUGUACGAGUUAGUCGAGUACACUGGUUUUCAUGUGUGGCAGAAGUCAGCAUUGAUUGUAAACAUUUCAAACAUUUCCUGUCAGAAGUAUUAUGUCAGUUGAUGGGCAAUCUGUUUUCUACUGUAGCUUCUUUAUUUUGCUUUUCUUAUGUCUGUUGUGAGACCAAUGCAUCACCUUGCUGUGUCAGGUUGUGAAGUGUGUGUGCUUAAGUGACAGAUGGUCGUUCAUUUGAUGUAGCCAUAUAUAGGCCUAAUGCUCUUGACCCAGUGUUUUACAGUACGUUGAUACUAUGACUGAUGUUGUUUGUUCUUGUUUUACUGCCGUGCAAAAGUGGAUGAGUGAUAAAGAGCAGACCUUUGUUUCUUGCAGCGGGUGCCUAACACAAGUAUUUCUGUUUUUUAUUCAUAAACCAUGUUUUGGUAGAGGUUUACUUCAUUUUAUAACUGGCCAAAACCUAUGAUAUAGAUGUAUAUAAAUUUGUAUAGUUCUUUUAUGAAAGUCUCCUAAAGAAAAUGACAUGGUUUUCAUCAUGGAAAAAAGCAUACUGUUGUGAAUAUUGCCUGGAAGCUUCAUCGGCGAGGACACUGUUCGUAUGAGUUCUGACGGGUGUGUACUGUAUGCGUGUAGCCUGAAUUAGCUCGCAGCCGAUUUUCAACAUGGUUUCAAUUAGCGAGCAUUUGCAUUUUCAUAUUUUUGUACAAUGUAUUGUAAAUAUGUUGCAAUAUACUGAGGGUAUUUUGAUAUAAAUCUGAAAUAAAUAUCCAUACUUGCUGAAUUGCAUUUUAA